UUUUUCGCGUUACGAAGUAUAGCGAAAAAUAAUUGUCCUGACGACAUGUAAACGAAUACGAAAGUGUGGUGUUACUAAGGUGAAAUUGUUAUGUAGGUUUCAGCCAAUGAAAUGUCGGUAUUGAGAAAACGUGUUCGAUUGUAUUUACGGGUGGUUAGUAAGAGUUCACUUUCUAGCGCACGCUAUCCCGAGCAAGUCGUGUUUUGGUCAUGGACGCCAGGCAGGUACAGAGUGCAAUUUCUGAAGAAGUUAAUCGAGCUGUGUCUCGUCAACAGUCGGAAUUGUUAGAAAAUCUAAAAGAUAUGAUGGACAGUCGUUUGACAGUAUUCCAACAAAACAUUCAGCUUUCCACGUCUCAAAUCAGCAAAAUUGAGGAAAAUUUGAAUGAGCAUUAUGUUUUCCGUAAAAAAGGAAAUGAGAACCAAUAUAAACAUGAAGCGAAAGUUCUAACCAAACUGAAGGAGGCCAGGGAGCAUUUGAACAGCGACGACGGAGUGGAGUCAGCCAAAAGCAGUAUCGCUGAAGGUAUAGAAUUGGUUAAGAAUCGUCAAAAAGUUAUUAAGUUAGCCGAUUCGUCGCAGCUCGGUUGGAGAGUGGUUCAAGAGUACGAAGCCAACCCGAUAGCAGACGAUUCGGAUGAUGAGGAGAAGAUGUACAGAGCACAGAUGAGGGCCGAGCGGAAAGUUUUCAAUGGGAGGAAGCGAUGUAGAUUUGAACCCUAUCAAAAGAAACCGGCAACAGCCACUCGCAUGGAGACUGACGAGAAGUCAACGAGCAGUGGAAAACCCGGCAGAAGUUUUGAUUGCGGGGCAAAGGGGCACUGGAGUCGAGAUUGAACAAAGAAAGAUGACAAAUCAAAUAAGAUAAGUGAAAACUUAUAUGAUUUUUUAUCUAUUUCAAAUUUGGCACAUUUUAAUGAUAUAAUAAAUAAAAAAUCUCCAGUUGGUCGCUUAAGAUCACACUACGAUGAGUGGGAGAAAAUUGGAACAGGUAAAACAGUCUUGGAUGUAAUAAAGUCAGGUUAUAGAAUUCCAUUCAAAACUAACCCUAUGGCUAUUGAAUUAAACAACAAUAGGUCAGCGAGAGAUGAACCAGAUUUCGUCACAGGUGAGAUCAAAAAUUUGGUAGAAAAGGGGUGUGUGUCACGGGUGUCUGAAAAACCUACAGUUGUAAAUCCUUUGACUGUGGCUAAAAAUAGAAACGGUAAGUCAAGGUUGGUACUUGAUUGUAGACAUAUUAAUCCUCAUUUACACAAGUUUAAGUUUAGAUACGAGGAUGCAAUAACAGCAAAGGAAAUGCUUAAAGUCGGAGAUUUUAUGUUUACU
Messenger RNA from Saccostrea echinata, 1325 nucleotides. RefSeq lists its product as uncharacterized. Lineage: Eukaryota; Metazoa; Mollusca; Bivalvia; Ostreida; Ostreidae. The transcript has a single exon. Bases 210 to 836 code for a protein of 208 amino acids. The record is from RefSeq and is a predicted model, not a curated record.